AUGGAACAGCCCUCGUCGUCGUCCAAGGUCACAGUCGAGUACUUCGAUCCCCACGAUGUCUACAAGCUGUUGGCCCCCGGGCUGAUCCCGCGACUUCCCCUCCGCGACCUCAACUGGCAGUCCCACGCAGGGCCGGUGCGCUCCAUCCACACCCUCCAUGUCGAGAUCGUGCCCACGGGUACCGACUACUCGCAGCUCCUCUCACCCCUAACACCGAACCACCCCCAACUCGCGCCGCCUUCCGUAACCGUAGCUACAACUGCGGCCGGAACCCCAAACCCAACUGCCCCCGCCGAGAGCCUAGCCAUUCGCGAUGAUGGCUUCCAGAACACUCCGGUCGGCGGCCGUUCAGCCUCCAUCGAACAGACCGAGACAAUGGGUCCCACACUCCGUCCUCCGGGAGCUGCCGUCCCCAAAGAGCGCCGUCACCAGAUUCCUGGGCUUCGCCGCACCCCGUAUCUCAAGAUUCUGCUCGUAAGAUGCGACGACAAUGACGCGUACAAGUCGACCACGCGGGCAGAGGUACGCGAGUGGCUCAAGGAAAACACACCAGUCUCGCAGGGCAAGCUGGUCAACAAUGCCGAGAACCACGAUGCCUUCGAGUGGAUGAUCAUCCACGUGGUGCUCCCAAACACGGUCGCAGCCACGCAGCCUCGAAUGACAGGCGGUAAAGCGCCGGACUCGAGCUCAGAUAUCACAAAGACGGCAGCAUCCCGGUGGCGGGGCGGCUCGAACACCCUGCUCGAGAAGAUGCGGAGUGAUUUCAACAGCUCCAGCAAGAACGCCGUUGACAGGGUCAGGCAGAUCCGCAUCGGCAUCAAUGACGUGCCGUACGACCUCUUGCCACGCGUGGUGCCUGCCGUUCCUACCGGAUACCAAGAGACUGAGCAGGACAGCGAAAACGCGUGGGCAGAUCUGAUUGGGAAGAUUAAGGAGCUCAUACUAUCUAGCUUUGAUACACGCGUGACCCAGUACGAGGAAGACAUCAAAGAGAGGGAUGGUCAGAGAAGCCUUCCCGGCUGGAACUUUUGCACAUUUUUCAUCCUGAAGGAGGGCUUGGCCCGCGGCUUCGAGAGCGUCGGUCUCGUCGAGGACGCCCUGGUUGUCUAUGACGAGCUCAGCGUAGGCCUGGACGCUAUCAUCCAGGCGCAAGCCAUCGCGGGCUCCGCUGAAGCCCACGGCGGUGCCCUCUUGUCCUACACAGAGGAGCUCAAAAAGGCAGCCCAGAGGGCAAUGCGCCAGAUUUCCCGAGGGAACAUGGAAUUUGACGAAGAGGAGGCCGUGGACCUGCAGUCGAGCGAGAAGGGGCGCGCCGACUUGUUCGAUAGGAUUCCCAUCAGCGCGACGAGAAAACAGUAUCGUGAGCUGAUUCUGGCAAAUAACGUCUCACUGUUCGAUUUUCGGUGCUAUAUUUUUGCCCGCCAAAUGUCCCUUCUCCUCCGUCUCGGAAACGCGUCGUCCACCAGAGAGGAGCUGUUGGCCAAGCUCAGGGAACUGCAAGAACUGGUGCCGCGAGGCGUCGCCCCUCGAGCCCCGCCGCCAAAGGUGACGGACGAGUCUGAGAAUCUCCUGCACUUGGCCGAGAUCUGUAGGAGGACGCUCGAGUUUGUUCCUGCUGUUUCGCAGGUGAGCAGGAGGGAUCUCAUGUCCGCAUUGACAUCGGCAAAACGGGGGGAAGGGGCCGGGGACGCCGAGCCGGCCGUUGUUGACCCGAUACUGUCCGAGGUUGUCGAUAACAUAGUCGCGUCCUUUGCAUUCUCAAUUGCGCAGCAAAUAUUGGCCCAGACAUCUACCAAGGCGCUGCCUAUUCCGCCGUCUACCUUUCCAGAGCCCGGCGGACAGGAGCCAAAGGCCUCCAUACCAGAGCCCAAGACAAUGAUCCACCCGGCGAGGAGCACCUCUCUUUACAUACGUGCUGGACAGAAUCCUCCGCUCAGUCCCAUCGGAUUUCCUGGCCCGGGCCGGAGGUCAAGCCUGCCCGAAGGCGACGCGGCUACCCCAUAUCUCAAGGCUGGCCUCGAAGAACUGGCUGCGCGGAGAGCUGAGCUAUACGCGCUGUCUCGAAACAUUCUCGAAGAGUGUGGCAAGAAGAGAGGUUGGUCUGAUGGUUGGUCCUCGGUGCCUGUGGUCGGGGAGAGCGGCGUCGCCGAUAUGGAGGACAUCAGCCUUGACGACGGAGAAGACAAGAAAGAGCCAACCCCAGAGAGUAACGUGCGGUCACCGGCAUCGAUAGCCGGCCUGGAUAAUGAGCUUCUCCGCACAGCUCUUGACAACAAGGAUGACUUCUACCGACUCUACGAAACUCUGACUGACAAGUCGCUCCGCCAUUACACGGUAGCGAGCCACGACCACUCUGUUCAGGCCAACAUGGCCGAUCUUGCCGUUCUAAAGUUUCAUCUUGGCGAAUUCGGAGAGGCGGCUUUCUACUUUUACCGAGUUAUUCCUUUCUUCGGAGAGGGUGGCUGGAGCCUUCUAGAGCUCUCCAUGCUCGUCAUGUAUGCGCGAUGCCUGAAGAAGCUCCAGAGAAUGGACGACUACGUCAAUAAAGCCCUUCGCCAGCUUCUCUCAAAGGCUGCCGCCGCCGAACUGGAGAGGCUGCAGCAAAAGUCUCGAUUCCGUGUCGCAGAAAGAGCCAAGAAACAGUUCCCUGAAGCGUCGGCAAUUUCUGGUUUUCUCACGGAUUUGCUAACCGUCUCGGCAACGCUUGAGCAAGAAGUCACCAUCCCCUUGGUGAGCUUCUUCGGCAACGUGGAACUUGACGGGCCCCCAGUUUAUGACGACAACCAGGAUAGCUUCUCGCUGUUCUUGAAGCUCCACAGUCUUGUUGUGGACGAGUUUGAGGCAGACACGAUCAGUUUGCGGAUUACGAGUCCCUCAGCCGGAGGAAACAGGGAGAUCUGGCUUCAAGCUAAAGGCCCAGUGACCAUUAAGCCCGGACGGAACAAGGUGGAACUGCAAAGCACGGCCAUGAUAGCAGGCAGCUACGAGGUGGAUGAGAUCCGCCUGUCAAGCAGUAAUAUGCGCUUGCAUUAUGAACGGACUGUCGGGGAACCUGUGGGCAAGCUUUCGACCGUCCUGAGGAGUCCGCGUGUCACCCUCCACCAGCGCACAAGCACGCUCGACGCGCGUCUUACCGCCACAAAAGAUAUCCAGUUGGACAAGAACAACUCGCUGGAUCUCGAGGUGCUGACUGGCUGGAACACAGUCACGAGCUGCGAAGUCAAGAUCAAGGCUGCGACUGGCGGGUUGCGACUCUUGAUCGCCGAGACGGUAGCUCUCGGCCCGCUUCAACUUUUGAAGCGAUCCGAGGGCGGGUCCUUCACGUUCGGAGCCGUGCCGGCCAAUGAAUCCGUCAGGCUCAGGUUCCCAUUCACUGUUGAGCAUGAGCUGCUCACGGUGGCCAUUAAAGUGGAGGUGGACUAUUCGACCGACAGAGGAAGCUUCACCUUUUCCCGGACCUUGUCUGUUCCCAUUGCUCUUGAGCUAGCUGUCAACGUCCAAGACGUUUUUAAGCAUGAUGCCCUCUUCUCGAGAUUUACCGUCUCGACAGCCAGUGCGAGCCCCCUGAGGGUGUUCAUGAGCGAGCUUGUAGGGUCUGAGAUUUUUGAAUCCCAUUUUGGGAUGCCGCCGAGCCACCCCAUCGUCGUCUUCCCAAAACAGCCCGCGAGCUUGCUAUACAAAAUCACGAGAAAGCCAGGUUCGAAACUUGCCCCCAAGACUAAGCGGACGCUAUAUCUACGGAUUUACUACAGCGUAUUGAGCCAAGAGAUUGAAGCACUGUUUGAGAGGACGCUCAACGAAGAUCUUGGCAAGACGCCUUUACGAGAGUACUCAAAGCUGGUUGUGGCUCAAGUUCUCUCCUGGGUCAAGACAGGGCUGUCACCGUACGAACUUGAGAAAGCAGCUCUUCUCGGCGAACUACAAACAAGUAUGCUUGGAGAUGUCAAGUGGGACAAGCAAUUCCCGGGGUUCGAGUCUACGCUUGGACCGCAGGGGGAAAGCCUUCCGACAGAGCUGGCAAGUUUCGUGCUGGACUGGCUAAAAACCCACCCCAAGCUUCUUUUGCCGCACCCGGAGCCGGCAAGCGUGCAGCCAAACUCGAUUAUAAUUCCCGUUGACGUACCUCCGAUUACCAUUGUGCAUACUGCCGAUAUAGACACCACCCCCAAACAUGUCGACCAGAGUGCCAAUAGCCAGGUCCAAGAUCCGAUUGGGUCCCUGACAAACAAUGAAGGACAUCCGACCGUUUGCAUCAACCAGCUCCUGCCAGCCACACUACACCUCCGGUGGACGCGCAGAUGGGACACAUCAGGUGCCGAGUCUGUGCAAGGAAAGACGGCGCCCAUUGCAAGGUCUCGGGAUCUUGAGUUUGGGUAUGAGAUCACGGCGCCUGCAGACACCUGGCUUCUCGGAGGGCGGAGAAAGGGCCACUUUGUCAUACCGGCAAUGUCAGACCUGGAAAAUGACGCGGACCUGACGUCGACUCCCGAAACUGAAGCGGAUAUUCCGUUGCUCUUGGUGCCGUUGCGUGAAGGGUGGUUGCCUUAUCCCAGCGUGGAGAUUCGCGAGGUCAGAGGCAGCAUAGGGGGGGAGGAAGACGGUCUAGGUCUCAGCAUUGGACAUGGUCAUUGCGAGACGGACUACCGCAAUCUUGGAGAGACCAUCAAUGUUAUUUCUGACCGUUCCAGGGUCACGCUCAGCCUCGACGCCAGCGGUCUUGGCGGAGGACCUCUGGUGCUGGAGAGCGAGCGCUCCGGAUUGGGAGGCGGGAGGGCGGUCGUCUAA
This is a messenger RNA of Lasiosphaeria miniovina, 4785 nucleotides long. Its product is annotated as trafficking protein particle complex subunit 10. Lineage: Eukaryota; Fungi; Ascomycota; Sordariomycetes; Sordariales; Lasiosphaeriaceae. The record is from RefSeq and is a predicted model, not a curated record. Gene Ontology annotation, biological process: intra-Golgi vesicle-mediated transport; early endosome to Golgi transport. Gene Ontology annotation, cellular component: TRAPPII protein complex. The transcript has 2 exons. Bases 1 to 4785 code for a protein of 1594 amino acids.